UCUCAUUCUUCUCUUUACCAGCUCUCAAACCCAAAAGGAAAGGGAAAAAAAUCAUAUUUUUAAAAUUUCAUCAACCUCUCUUGAGAUUUGGUGGGCAGUGAGCGAGUGAGCGAGCGAGUUCAAUUUUAUUGAAACAGAUAACUAGUUGUUGAAAAAGACAUGAUUAUACAUCAUGUCACAUCCAUAUAAUGUUGUCACGGUUUAGUUUUUUCUUAGUACCUUAUGGUAAUUAGAGCAGUGUGCCUAAUGAGAAGAGAGGGGAAAGAAGAAGAUGUGGUGUAGAAAGAAUUUGAGCUGUACUGAUACAGGAUCUGUGCCAGUGUACCUUAAUGUUUAUGAUCUGACACCAAUCAAUGGAUAUGCUUAUUGGCUUGGACUUGGAGUUUAUCAUUCUGGGGUUCAAGUUCAUGGUGUUGAGUAUGCUUUUGGGGCUCAUGAGUUUCCUACAACUGGAAUUUUUGAAGGAGAACCAAAACAGUGUGAGGGGUUUACAUAUAGAAAGACGAUCUUGAUUGGAAAAACAGAUUUGGGUCCUGAACAAGUGAGGGGAGUUAUGGAGGAGUUAGCAGAGGUAUAUAGAGGGAAUGCUUAUAAUUUGAUAACCAAGAACUGCAACCAUUUCUGCAAUGAUGCAUGCGUCAGGCUCACUGGUAAUCCCAUCCCAAGCUGGGUUAAUCGGCUCGCUCGAAUUGGCUUUCUAUGCAAUUGUGUUCUUCCUGCAAAUUUAAAUUCAACUAGAAUUCAGCAUCAUAAAACUGAAGACAAAGCUUGUGAAGGAGAGGAGAAAAAAUUGACAAGCGAGUCAAACAGAUUCACAUCUUCUAAUUCUUCAUCAUCCUCAUCAUCACCACCUGCAGUUCGCGGUAGAAGUAGAAGCAGGCGUGCUCUUCAACCCUCCUCGCCCUUGAUUCUCCGCGCUUCAUCUCCUUGAUGAUCUUUAAGAACUGAAUUUUUUUAUUUCUUGAAAUCGUUCAAAGAAAACGAGGGGAAGCAAAAUCUUUAAUCACAGUCCCCCCGCUUUCCUCAUUCUUUUUUUGGGGUUUUGUGGUGCUAACAUUUUGUUGAAGGGAUUGUGCAGGCAUGCAGCA
Populus euphratica (Euphrates poplar) is the source of this 1088-nucleotide messenger RNA. Its product is annotated as deSI-like protein At4g17486. The record is from RefSeq and is a predicted model, not a curated record. Gene Ontology annotation, molecular function: deubiquitinase activity. NCBI's taxonomy places the organism in Eukaryota, Viridiplantae, Streptophyta, Magnoliopsida, Malpighiales, Salicaceae. The transcript has 3 exons. Bases 272 to 931 code for a protein of 219 amino acids. Gene Ontology annotation, biological process: protein deubiquitination.